UAGCAUAUCAACCUAAUACAAUGUGUUGGUAUACAGUGUGAUUGUAUUUCAGCUAUUAAACAUGAUUUACAAAUGAAAUGGAACGUUAUUUUCAACCAAGUGGUCAUGUCUUCAGAGGAAGGAACUAAAACCCACAUUUUACUUUCACUUUCACAGCCUCGGUAGGCAAGGUUAUGAACCACAUAGUGUUUUAGCAUAUCUCAUUUGAACUUACUUUUAUUUACUAUAGAAAUAAACUAACGAACUAACAAAGAUGUCCAAACUUAAGCUUAUCAGAUUGUGCUUCUGGUUUUAUCUGGUGCGAACCGUGGUCUCCGAAGAUGAUCUUUAUCAUAAAGUGGGAGGUGAGCUCGUGUUGACGCCGGACAAGUCCACGGUGCCUGACUCCAUCAUAAGCGUCCUAUGGAAGCAUGGGAAGAACAAGGUGGCAGAGUGGGACCAGGGGUUUGGUGGUCUGGACAUCUAUGCCUCCUUCAAAGAGCGUACAACCCUGGACCAGACUACUGGAGAGCUGAGAAUCAGUGGAUUGAUGAAAACAGACAGUGGAGUUUAUUCUGUGGAGUUCAACAGCAAACUGCUUGACAAAACAUAUACAUUAUCUGUUUUCAAGGCAGUCCCCAAACCCACCAUCACUUCUUCCUGUAACCCAGACAAAACCUCCUGCACUCUGACCUGUGAGGGCAACACCACUGAUGCUGAACCAGUCACCUACAGCUGGAAAGUGGGAGAGGGGGCGUGGGAGGACUUAGACAAACAGCUAAGUGUCUCUAAAUCAACCAAUGGUAUCAAGUACACCUGCAAGCUGAGUAAUGCUGUUAGUUCGCAAGUCAGUGAGCCAGUUGGGGAGGUGUUUGGUUCAGAGCAUUCCAUUAUUGGUGCUGUUGUUGCUGCUUUGGUUGUCGUUGCCAUUGUAGCGUUUGCAGGAUUUUUGGUGUGGAAGAAAAAGACAGAAUAUUCCCAAGACACCUGGAUCGACUUUUUGAGAAAGUAUUUUGGUGGAAUUUAUGGUAGAAUUUGUGGGGAAAGCAAUGCCGAUAAAGCUGAAAAGGGGCAGGGGAAUGAAGAUGAUCUUUAUCAUAAAGUGGGAGGUGAGCUCGUGUUGACGCCGGACAAGUCCACAGUGACUGACUCCAUCACAAGCAUCCUAUGGAAGCACGGGGUGUACUAUGUGGCAGAGUGGGACAAGGAAUUUGGUAGUCUGGAGAUCUAUGGUGUCUUCAGAGGCCGCACAACCCUGAACCAGACUACUGGAGAGCUGAGAAUCAGUGGCUUGAAGAAAACAGACAGUGGAGUUUAUUCUGUGGAGUUCAACAGAAAACUUCUUCACAAGACAUAUAAAAUAUCUGUUAUCAGGGGCGAUGAUGAGACUACAAUGAAUGGCAGCACUGCACCAGGGGGCGACCUUGACGCCGCUGAAAAAGGAGAGGCAAAUGGAGAGGGGUCCGUGCUGCUGAAAGAAGACACGGUGAAGUACGACAAUGGAAAGGUGGAAGCAGAAGAGAAUUCAGCAUUGUAGGACGGACGCCAGGGAACUGUGGACCAAAGGCACCGUCCCAUCUUGACCACCAGCACUGGACGACAUGGGUGCCCCUCUGAGGUUGCGUUUUUUUGUGGAUUUACCUUUUUUGGGAAAAAUCUGAAUUUAAUCAUUAUUGAGAAUCAUGGAUUUAAAGGAACUGAAUCUCUUUUUGA
This is a messenger RNA of Oncorhynchus tshawytscha (Chinook salmon), 1692 nucleotides long. RefSeq lists its product as uncharacterized. The coding region runs from base 254 to 1516 and encodes 420 amino acids. The transcript is spliced from 11 exons. Lineage: Eukaryota; Metazoa; Chordata; Actinopteri; Salmoniformes; Salmonidae. The record is from RefSeq and is a predicted model, not a curated record.